Aspergillus heteromorphus CBS 117.55 is the source of this 504-nucleotide messenger RNA. RefSeq lists its product as uncharacterized. The record is from RefSeq and is a predicted model, not a curated record. The coding region runs from base 1 to 504 and encodes 167 amino acids. The transcript is spliced from 2 exons. Lineage: Eukaryota; Fungi; Ascomycota; Eurotiomycetes; Eurotiales; Aspergillaceae.
AUGCGUCCCCUAGGAAAGAACCAGUCAUCACCCGUGAAGCCCAUUCUACGGAUUGCUCCACUUCGUCGUGCACCUGCAGGAUUCUCCGGAUCAUCUAACCGCAGUAUGGCAGCGUACACGACUGCUGUCCACUCCAAGCGUGGCUCGCGUACCCGACAUCACGGCGCCGCUACAAAGGUCGACACCAUGCCCUCGGAUCUCGCCGCCGGCAAGGCCCUCUCUCUAUCUGCUAUCAACGCUCGAUGGGAGUUGACCAUGGAUCCGUCCGAUGUGGUUGACGUGCAGGACGUGUCGUGUGGUCAUGCCUUCCAAGUUCCGCCGUGGUCCGCAGCCCCAAGUCUUCACGUUGUCGGUGGGCCCCCAUUGCAACCACCCAGCAACCGGUUCGGUUCGCGGAUGAGCUACAGCUCCGAUGGGGUCAAUUGCCGGCUAUCAUUGGCCUGUCCGUCCCUUCUCGAAGGCUCCAACUGCUCAGUCUCCGCUAUCAGCGCGGAUCCUUCCUAA